CCAAAAUAAACUCAACACACACUCUCUCUCUCUCUCUCUUUCUCUCUCUCUCUCUCACACACAAUCCAAAGGAGGAAAAUCAAAACCAAAAAAAAAAGAAAAAAGAACAGAGCUUUUUCUUCACACAGCUUCAAAAUCUGGGAUCUAAGCCUUUGAUUCUCACAUGAAGCUUUCUCUCUAGAUGAUCCCUCGUUGAUCUUCGGAAAUUUCUGCUUCGAUCGAUUUUUUUUUUUAUUUGAACAGGUCAAUGAUUGGUUUUGUCAAGGUAAACUGUAACAAGAUUUGAAGAACACUCUGAACAAAUGGCUUCAGUGGGGGUGGCGCCUGCUGGUAUGAGAGAACAUCCCAGUGGCCAUACUGUAGGUGUUGAUAAGUUGCCUGAGGAAAUGAAUGACAUGAAAAUUAGGGAUGACAAGGAAAUGGAAGCCACAGUUGUUGAUGGUAAUGGGACAGAGACGGGGCAUAUAAUUGUGACAACUAUUGGUGGUAGGAAUGGCCAGCCAAAGCAGACGAUAAGUUACAUGGCUGAGCGAGUUGUUGGGCAUGGAUCAUUUGGAGUUGUAUUCCAAGCAAAGUGCUUGGAGACUGGUGAAACUGUGGCUAUAAAGAAGGUUCUUCAAGACAAAAGAUACAAGAAUCGUGAGCUGCAAACCAUGCGUCUUCUAGAUCACCCAAAUGUUGUUUCUUUGAAGCAUUGUUUCUUUUCAACGACUGAAAAAGAUGAACUUUAUCUCAACUUAGUACUUGAAUAUGUACCUGAAACUGUUCAUCGUGUGAUCAAACACUACAACAAGUUGAACCAGAGAAUGCCUCAGAUAUAUGUUAAGCUCUACACUUAUCAGAUUUUUAGGGCUUUGUCGUACAUUCAUCGAUGUAUUGGAGUGUGUCAUCGGGAUAUUAAACCUCAAAAUCUUUUGGUCAAUCCACACACCCACCAAGUAAAAUUAUGUGACUUUGGAAGUGCAAAAGUUUUGGUGAAAGGAGAGCCAAAUAUAUCUUAUAUCUGCUCUAGAUACUAUAGGGCGCCAGAGCUUAUAUUUGGAGCAACUGAGUAUACUACUGCCAUUGAUAUCUGGUCUGCUGGCUGUGUUCUUGCAGAGCUACUGCUCGGACAGCCUCUGUUUCCUGGUGAGAGUGGAGUGGAUCAGCUUGUUGAAAUUAUCAAGGUUUUGGGCACUCCGACAAGAGAGGAGAUUAAAUGCAUGAACCCUAACUACACAGAGUUCAAAUUCCCUCAAAUUAAAGCUCACCCAUGGCACAAGAUAUUCCAUAAGCGUAUGCCUCCAGAAGCUGUUGAUCUGGUUUCAAGACUGCUGCAGUACUCUCCUAACUUACGAUGCUCAGCUCUGGAUGCCUUGAUUCAUCCAUUUUUUGACGAGCUCCGUGAACCAAACACUCGCUUGCCUAAUGGGCGUUUUCUUCCACCGUUAUUCAAUUUUAAAUCCCAUGAAUUGAAGGGGGUGUCAGUGGAGAUUUUGGUGAAAUUGAUUCCGGAGCACGCAAGAAAGCAAUGCCCCUUUCUUGGCUUGUGAUUAGCGAGUUGGGGAUAACAAAUCUGCUAGUGGUGUCCCUUAAUGUAUGGAAGCGAUGUAUUGUCAUUAUCUACUAUUUGUUCCCCUUGUCAUUUAAAUGUUACUCCAUGUAUCUUCCUGUUUUGUAAAAGCAGAUCUAGAUGUAUUCUACUUUAUAUCUUGCCCAAACCUCAAAUGGGUACUGUGAUUACCCUAUUCCUGUAUCCCCAGAGAUUUGUAACAACAUAGAAGAUUGACAUGAGCAUUUUAUGUUACAUGUAUGUCUGUAUUGGUAUUUCUAGUAGACAGAUUGACAUUUGCAACUUA
Messenger RNA from Ziziphus jujuba (common jujube), 1838 nucleotides. Its product is annotated as shaggy-related protein kinase alpha. The record is from RefSeq and is a predicted model, not a curated record. Lineage: Eukaryota; Viridiplantae; Streptophyta; Magnoliopsida; Rosales; Rhamnaceae. Gene Ontology annotation, biological process: protein phosphorylation; signal transduction. Gene Ontology annotation, molecular function: protein serine/threonine kinase activity; ATP binding. The transcript is spliced from 13 exons. Gene Ontology annotation, cellular component: cytoplasm. Bases 303 to 1532 code for a protein of 409 amino acids.